AUGUAUCUCGACAGUGAACAAGAAGAACGUGCCAAGCUAAUCAGUGGCCUGCUGCUUGCUGCAUUAAUAAUUCAAUUGGCAGCGGCAGCGACACCGCCGUCGGCGUCGACGUCGCGAGCGUACAAAGCUCAGCGAGUGCACGAACCAAUUGAAGAGGCAGCGUAUGCUACUGUGGUGAGCAAGGCAUUAGUCAAGACGCGCAGUGCCGCAAUGCAGCGCCUGCCGCGCAGCGUUUUUCAUGUGCGCUGGAAUCCCAAUGAGAAAUUCAUUGUGGAGAGUCGCGAGAGUCCGGCCAUCAACUCGUCCAAGCUGGCGCCGCACCCACGCCUGAAGGUGUCCAAGAACACGAAACUCACGCUCAGCCCCAAGCUCUAUCUGUGCCACGACAAGUACUCGAGCGAGUGCCACAAUAAGACGGCGUCCUUCCGGCGUCGCAUUGUGCAGAGCUUUGAGCGCUCGAUGAGCGAAUCGCUGAAUGAUUCGAAUCACUACAAUGUGGACUACAAGCCCGUCUUUGGCGACAGCUUCGAGGAGCAGUAUUAUCCCUCGAGCUGCCUGGUCAUGGAGGCGGGCGUGCGUGUGCUACGGCGCAAGGAUCCGCCGUUCAACAAGCUGCCCUUCGGUCGACUCUUUCCGCGCCAGAAACUCUUUCGCAAUGUGAAGAACAUCAAGACCUGUGCGAUUGUCUCCAGCGCUGGGUCGCUGGCGGGCUCCAAGCUGGGCCGGUUUAUAGAUAGCCACGAUAUUGUCAUGCGCUUCAAUAACGCGCCCACCCGCGGCCACGAGGCGGACGUGGGCAGCAAGACGACAAUUCGCGUGGUCAACUCACAAGUGGUCACCAAGCCGGAGUUUGAUUUCGCUCAUGCGCCAAUCUUCCGGAACGUCACAAUCGCCGCCUGGGAUCCCGGCCGUUACAAUGGCACCCUCGAGGAUUGGCUAACCAGCGCCGACUACGAUCUGUUCACCAACUACGAGAUCUACAGACGUCGCUACCCCAAGUCGCGCGCCUUUCUCAUCGAUCCGCACUCCGUGUGGCGCCUCUGGCAAAGCUUGCAAAUGUUUGCCGUCAAUCGAGCCCUACGUCGUAAUCCUCCCAGUUCCGGUUUCAUAGGCUUGGCUUUGCUACUUCCGCACUGCCCCCAGGUGGACUUUAUAGAGUAUGUGCCCUCGACGCGACUCAAUGGCCGCUGUCACUACUACAGCAAAGAGAUGAAUUCUGGCUGCACGUUUGGCUCGUGGCAUCCGUUGGCAGCCGAGAAGCUGAUGGCCUUGGAUAUGAAUGUGGCCGACGAUAUGUCCGUCUUCCAGUUUGGCAUCUUGCGCAUCCGCCGGCCGGAUAAGCUCCUCUGCGGCUUCAAUUUCUUUGGUUACUGAUGCCCCAGCGUCCAUUUCGUCCUGCAGGAUCCGCGGCGUCCAGUGACAAUCAAAUGUGCAUUUAAUCAAGCGGUUUUCACACACACACACACACACACACCCACACACACACAAGUUUCAAGUGGCUGCAAUGAGUGUGAGUUGCGGCUGCUGUUAGUAAAUAUUUGCGAUCAAUAAAUAA
This is a messenger RNA of Drosophila arizonae, 1555 nucleotides long. It is a transcript of the gene SiaT, whose product is annotated as beta-galactoside-a-2,6-sialyltransferase. Gene Ontology annotation, molecular function: beta-galactoside alpha-2,6-sialyltransferase activity. NCBI's taxonomy places the organism in Eukaryota, Metazoa, Arthropoda, Insecta, Diptera, Drosophilidae. Gene Ontology annotation, biological process: sialylation. Gene Ontology annotation, cellular component: Golgi apparatus. The record is from RefSeq and is a predicted model, not a curated record.